This is a messenger RNA of Lingula anatina, 2121 nucleotides long. RefSeq lists its product as uncharacterized. The record is from RefSeq and is a predicted model, not a curated record. Lineage: Eukaryota; Metazoa; Brachiopoda; Lingulata; Lingulida; Lingulidae.
CCAUCAAACAUGCAAAAAUUUUUAAAGACAGCCAUCUAUUUAUAUAUCUCCCUGCAUGGAUUUACUAGUACGACCGUUAUUAUGAGAGAACCACUCCGAUUGGUACUUAAAACUGGAGAAUGCCUGGUUUUCUUGUUAAUCAUACAUGUAUUACCAGUGGAGCAUGUACAUUCAUAUGAAACUUUUCAGCUUGGGGAAUCAUGUGAUAACAACACAAGAUUGGUUGGCAGUUACAGAGCAAUAAAUUACUCGCACUAUGCGUACACCCUCGAAGGUCAGACACAUGUUUGUGAUAUGUGCAUCCCAGGUUACAGAGUCAAGAACCAUUGCACAAAUUCUUCUCGUCACCAUGGUCCAGAUUGUAGGGUUUGCCCAGAAGGAACCUACAGUAACUGGACAUGGGAGUGCCGGUGUAAAAAUUGCACAGAUAGGCCUUCAGAACAGCACAUCCUUUAUUCAAAGUGCACUUCAACACAGGAUGCAGUAUGGAUAACUGUGAUUGAGACCUGGGGACCUUGGAGCCAAUGGAGCUUGUGUAGCGUAAGUUGUAGCAGUGGUGUAAAGACAAGACAAAGGAACUGCACCCAGCUGAGACAUACAGGAAGUAGGAAUAACUGCCAAGGAAUUUCCACUGAUAUGUUGCCUUGUUAUCGCCAUGAAUGUUCAGCACCUAACUUUGGACCCUAUUUUGAUAAAUUUCCAUUGGCAUUGGUAAUUGGCAUACCCUGCUUAUCCACACUCAUCUUGUGCAUCAGAAGAGUUAUAUGCAGCAUAAAAAAUUCAAAACAAAGUCAUACUAAAAAGAAAAUAGCUUUCAACUGUAUCAACUGUUGCAAUAAAAAUGAUGAGCAACAGUUUACAGAAAGUGCCACAUGUGGACAGGACAUACAGCCAUACUCAAUAUUUUUUUCUGUUCCAACUGAAAAUGUUUCAUUGACCAACCAAUCACAGGAUUUGUGUCAACCUGAUUGUGAUUUGUCUCACAACACUCAUUGCACUAUAAACUUGCAUCCUGAACCUAGAAAAGAAACUUGGACUUGUCAGACAUUGGUUCCACCAGUGAGCAGCUUUCCAGAACAUUCAAUUAAUAAUACAUUUUCUUAUCCACUAUCAUGUGCGGAGUCAUCUGAUGAAGAGACAACAGGUGGAUAUGCAAUGGCAGACUUGGACAUCAGCUGUCCUUUAAAUACAAAAAGCAAAGGUCUAAAACAAUACCCAAGAUACAGCCGAACUGAAAAUGAAGUCUCCAAUUUGUCUUCUGAUGAAGAGACAACAGGUGGAUAUGCAAUGUCAGACUUAGAUGUUAGUCAUCCUUUGAAUACUGGAAGGAAAGGCACCAAACCAUGUCUUAAUACUAGGGAUAGAUAUUACCAAACAAAAAAUGAUGAAGUUUCUACUUUGUCAUCUGAUGAAGAGACAUCAGGGGGAUAUGCAAUGGCAGACUUGGACAUCAGCAAUCCUUUGAAUACAAAAAGCAAAGGUGCUAAACUUUACCUUAAAAGAUACACCCAAAUGGAAAAUAAAGUGUCCAAUUUGUCUUCUGAUGAAGAAACAACAGGUGGGUAUGCAAUGGCAGACUUGGACAUCAGUCCUUUGAAUACAGGAAGCAAAGGUGUUAAACAGUACACCCUUACAAAAAAUGAAAUGUCUUAUUUGUCACCCAAUGAAGAGACAACAGGUGGAUAUGCAACUUCAGACUCUGGCAUCAACAGUCCCUCGAAUAUGGAAAAAGAAUAUGGAGAAUAUAUCCAUACAGGCAGUUACCCUCUUUCAUCAAGGCAAGAUUGUGUUAAACACUGUAUGCAUCCUACUUCGUGUUAUAUCUUAGUACCUGUGCCUGCACCAUCACGUUUAGAUUCUGUGUUGACAGGUCAAAAUAGCAAUGACAUGUUAUUAGACUACACAACCACCCAACCUGACAAAGGCAAAAUUCCCAGAAAUAAAGUUGAAAAUAAGAAAUAUGAACAGUUGCAAAAAACAGAGAGUGAGUCCGCAUUGGAGCCCUACACUCCACUUCUGAUCUCUGAGCAGACACUGCCCAAGGUUUUGUAACACAUAAAUCUUUUAAUUCUUCUUGACAAAAAUUGAAGAUAUCUGCUGUGGUGAAGGACACUGACAGUG